UCUCGCUCAAGGUCAUAGAACCAACAAUACGAGGCCCGGGAGCUGGAGAGAGCCGGCCAUCGCCCUCCGACGCAGCGCCCUCGGAGACGUGCAAGAGGCGGCGGCGCUCGUCCUGCAGCUCCUGGAGGGCCUGUUUCCUGUGCUUUGGAUUUAGAGGUAAAAUGCCGAACCAUUCUCUGCAGGAAGCUGCCAUGUUGGUGUGACCUUGGUCUGUGUAGGUUGUGCACAGUAUGCUCAGACUUUCUCUAUCCAGUCAGUCACCUGCUAAGUGGACCUGGAUAUAACAGGCUGUGAAAAUGUCAUUCUGAUCUCUGCUGAAGAAAACAUAUUUCUCUGUGACUUGAGGAGGGAUCAAGAAAGAUGUAUCCUGUUCCUGCUUCCAUGCAUGGAGUGGAGGGAAAUAACGGACAUCCCCGGAAACUGAUUUCUUUCCUUUUUGUUUUUGGCAUUUCAUUGUUAUGUGCUGGAUUCCUCCUUUCAAUGUUUGUUUUGCAGACGUGUCCAAGUGGCGCUUUUGGGGACUGUAAGGCAGCCCUUAAAAUCGUGGGGCCGCUGCUUGCUGUGGUUGGCCUAGUCUGCAUAAUCCUGGCACAGUCGAAGGCUAAAGGCUAUCUCCGAGAGGUGCAGUUGCAAGAUGAUCAGGUGUAUGGUUUUGUUUUUUGCCGAGGAAACUGCCAGUUUGCCCAGUUUCUUGUCUUUGGCUUUUUAUUUUUAACCAGUGGGAUGCUUAUUAGUGUUCUGGGCAUUUGGAUUCCGGGAUGCAGCCCUGGGUGGCACUUCCAACCAUAUAACCAGAGCAGCACCUCUGAUGUUGAAUUCCAAGACUGUGGAUUUCUCUCUGUUCAAACCAUGGGUCCUUUGAUCGUGCUUAUUGGAUUGUGUUUCUUUGUGAUAGCUCACAUCAAAAAGAAACAAAAUUUAAAUCUCGUCCAAGAAUCUUCUGUCAAUGAAGAAGAGCACCUGAGCCCUGAAUCAUUUCAAGUCACAGUAGGUGAUACUGUGAUGGUGUUCCCACCUCCUCCACCACCUUAUUUUGCCGACUGUUCCCUGCAGACAAUAACUCCUAGCCUUGUAACAAGUGACUUGCAUUUAGGGGAGAAUCCUCCACCAUACCACAGUACUUUUAUUCACCAAACACAGAAUACUGAUAUAUCAGGCUCAGUUACUUGCAGAGAGAAUGAGUUGCUGCAUACAAUAUCAGGAAGUGAUUCACCUUCUGAAACUUUAUCUGUUCUCUAUCUUGACUCUGAACCAUCUCAGAAAUAUAAGGCAAAAGAAGCAGCUGUAAAUAAUGAAUGUGUUUUGUCUUCUUCUCCUUCUCUGUCUUAUAUGUCUUUGUCCUCUUCUGAGUCAUCCCUUGAUCAAAUAAUCAGCUAAAAGUUCAUUUGUGUGCUCAGCUUAGUGAGCUGAGGCAAAGGUCCAUCACAAGACGGCUCCAUGGAAGCAAGGGAAGCUUCACUAUCAUUCAUUUCAGAGAGUGCUGGCAGGGUUCUGUAGCCAUUUUAGAGGUCACGUCCUUCCUUAUACUCUGCUUGUCACUGUGCAACACUCCAUUGAUCCAUGGUCAUCCACUUAUCUCCAGCUGUUAGCAGAUCUGAACCAGAGUGAAGGGAGUGGUGAUUAAAAAUAAGAAGGAAGAAGGACUGAAGAGGUCUGGAAGAGGGAACCUGGACUCAGAGAAUAGCAAACCCCAAAGGUGAGACAGCAGAGGGUGCUGCAGCAGAAGCUUGGUGAAGCCGAGAGUUAUAUUACAGACAAAGCUGUCUGGCAAUUCAAGCCUACUGUGGGAAACAAAUUCCUGGAAAGUAUUCAGUAUGACAAAGACCACACAGCCUUACUAUCCCAAUAGCUGACAUACCAUAUUUUGUGUGUGAUCCAAAUACACAAAGCAAAAUCACCCACUGAAAUUAUGCAGUGUUUGGACAAAGUGCUAGAACAUUCACCAAUCACAGAGGAGAAAUUCCAUUGUCUUUGUAUUUAUUUUUCGUUAAUAGUUAUUGACAAAUUAUAAAGACUCUGAAAACCUGAGAUGUUCAUUUCAUUGGUGUUUGGCCAGACCCUCACACACUUAACAGUAUAAAAUUGUAAAUGUGAGAAUGAAGUUUAUUAAACAUUGUGGUACAAAAUA
This is a messenger RNA of Sphaerodactylus townsendi, 2128 nucleotides long. RefSeq names its product transmembrane protein 171 (gene TMEM171). The transcript has 5 exons. The record is from RefSeq and is a predicted model, not a curated record. Bases 361 to 1377 code for a protein of 338 amino acids. Lineage: Eukaryota; Metazoa; Chordata; Lepidosauria; Squamata; Sphaerodactylidae.